GGCUGUGCUGUGCCUCAGGGCUAUGAUACGCUGAGGUUCCCCGACCCAGGACACUCAGAGAUGAAGCGGGCAGGGAGAGACAGGGGCAUCCCAGCAGGCCAAACAUAGGCCCCAGUAGGCUCAUUGGUCUCCCUGGGGGCAAGGAUCAGAGACCUGCUCGAGCAGGUGCAAGUUAGGGUGGGGGCAGCAGGGGCGAGGGAGGCAGGGACGGGCACAAGGGCCCUACUGCAACCAUAAUGUUGACACCAAGAACUACAACUGCUCUGACCUCAGGACCUUUUCUUUCCUGCCCUGCCUGAUAUUUUGGUCCCAGCUUCCUUCAGAUCAGUCUGAUCCCUAAGUAUGACCAGGAGGGUUCUUACAGAACCAGGCUGUCUCAGGACACCUAAAAAACCUCAGGAACCAGAUGUUCUUGAAUUAGCUGCUUUCCCUUUGUCCAUUCAGCUGUGGGUGGCAGGUCACGGUGUAUAAAGUGUGGCGUUCAGUGGGCGGGUGUCCUGAGGUUUACAUGGCCUCAGCUGGCAGUCAGAGAUGACUUCCUGGAGGAGGCAGGGCUCCAGGAUCAGGCUGGAGCUUGGGUGAAGGUGGGAGAAGGGAACCAAGAGCUGAGGAGGAGGCUGGUGAGAAGUGGGCUCCGAAAGGGUCCAGAGGUGGGAGUAGCUAGCAUGGGUCCGGCGGCAGCAGGGACACUGGAGGCAAUGGCAUCUCACCAGCUCUGUCCCCUAGGCCUACAGGAUGAUGAGGACCUACAGGUACUGCUGAAGGGCAGCCAGCUCCUGAAGGUGAAGUCCAACUCAUGGCGGAGGGAGCGUUUCUACAAGUUGCAGGAAGACUGCAAGACCAUCUGGCAGGAGUCCCGCAAGGUCAUGCGGACCCCAGAGUCCCAGCUGUUCUCCAUUGAGGACAUUCAGGAGGUGCGGACGGGGCACCGCACGCAGGGCCUGGAGAAGUGUGCCCGCGACGUGCCCGAGGACCGCUGCUUCUCCAUCGUCUUCAAGGACCAGCGCAAUACACUAGACCUCAUCGCCCCAUCGCCCGCUGACGCCCGGCACUGGGUGCAGGGUCUGCGCAAGAUCAUCCACCACUCGGGCUCCAUGGACCAGCGGCAGAAGCUGCAGCACUGGAUUCACUCUUGCUUGCGAAAAGCUGACAAAAACAAGGACAACAAGAUGAGCUUCAAGGAGCUGCAGAACUUCCUGAAGGAGCUCAACAUCCAGGUGGAUGACAGCUAUGCCCGGAAGAUCUUCAGGGUGAGGCAGGGAGUGAGGGCUGCUUCUGUGUGGCAGUGGGCCCUCGACCCUAGUGGGGAGCAUGCGCUGAGCCCCGCCCACGUGGCCUUGCAGGAAUGUGACCGCUCCCAGACAGACUCGCUGGAGGAUGAGGAGAUCGAGGCCUUCUACAAGAUGCUGACCCAGCGGGAGGAGAUUGACCGCACCUUUGCGGAGGCCGCAGGCUCCAGGGAGACGCUGUCGGUGGAUCAGUUAGUGACGUUCCUGCAGCACCAGCAGCGGGAGGAGGCGGCGGGGCCUGCGCUGGCCCUCUCUCUCAUUGAGCGCUAUGAACCCAGCGAGGCGGCCAAGGCGCAGCGGCAGAUGACCAAGGACGGCUUCCUCAUGUACCUGCUGUCCGCCGACGGCAGCGCCUUCAGCCUGGCGCAUCGGCGGGUCUACCAGGACAUGGGCCAGCCGCUCAGCCACUACCUGAUGUCCUCCUCGCACAACACCUACCUGCUGGAAGACCAGCUCACCGGGCCCAGCAGCACGGAAGCCUACAUCCGGGCGCUGUGCAAGGGCUGCCGCUGCCUGGAGCUCGACUGCUGGGACGGCCCCAACCUGGAGCCGAUCAUCUACCACGGCUACACGUUCACCUCCAAGAUCCUCCUCUGCGACGUGCUCAGGGCCAUCAGGGACUACGCCUUCAAGGCGUCCCCCUACCCCGUCAUCCUGUCCCUGGAGAACCAUUGCAGCCUGGAGCAGCAGCGUGUGAUGGCGCGACACCUGCGCACCAUCCUGGGCCCCAUGCUGUUGGACCGGCCGCUGGACGGGGCCACUACCAGCCUGCCUUCCCCUGAGCAACUGAAGGGGAAGAUCUUGCUGAAGGGCAAGAAGCUUGGGGGGCUCCUGCCCCCUGGCGGGGAGGGUGGCCCUGAAGCCACUGUCGUGUCUGAUGAGGAUGAGGCUGCUGAGAUGGAGGACGAGGCAGUGAGGAGCCGAGUGCAGCACAAGCCCAGGGAGGACAAGCUCAGGCUAGUGAAGGAGCUCUCCGAUAUGGUCAUUUACUGCAAGAGUGUCCACUUUGGGGGCUUCUCCGGCCCCGGCACCCCAGGGCAGGCUUUCUAUGAGAUGGUGUCCUUCUCUGAGAACCGCGCCCUCCGACUGCUCCAAGAGUCAGGAAACAGCUUUGUUCGCCACAAUGUGACUCACCUGAGCAGGAUCUACCCUGCUGGGUGGAGAACGGACUCCUCCAACUACAGCCCCGUGGAGAUGUGGAACGGGGGCUGCCAGAUCGUGGCCCUCAAUUUCCAGACACCUGGCCCAGAGAUGGAUGUGUACCAGGGCCGCUUCCAGGACAAUGGGGCCUGCGGGUACGUGCUGAAGCCUGCCUUCCUGCGAGACCCGAACUCGACCUUUAACUCACGUGCUCUGGCUCAGGGGCCCUGGUGGACCCGGAAGCGGCUCAGUGUCAGGGUCAUCUCCGGGCAGCAGCUGCCAAAAGUCAACAAGAAUAAGAAUUCAAUCGUGGACCCCAAGGUGACGGUGGAGAUCCACGGCGUGGGCCGGGACACGGCGAGCCGCCAGACGGCUGUGGUCACCAAUAACGGUUUCAACCCGUGGUGGGACACAGAGUUUGAGUUCGAGGUGGUUGUGCCUGAGCUCGCCCUCGUGCGCUUCUUGGUGGAGGAUUAUGACGCCUCCUCUAAGAACGACUUCAUUGGCCAGAGCACCAUCCCCUUGGGCAGCCUCAAGCAGGGAUACCGCCACGUCCACCUCUUGUCAAAGAACGGAGACCAGCACCCUUCUGCCACCCUCUUUGUGAAGGUGUCUCUCCAGGACUAGGUUUGGGGAUUCUGGAGGCGGCUGCCCCAAGCCGGCCGGGCCCUCUGUCCACAGGCAGGGACAGGGCUGGUGUGGCCGCUCCCAGCCUCUCGCUUGGAGCUAGAAGCCCCGUACUGCCUUCAGCUCUAACAUACUGUCAAAGCUGCUGCCUCUCUGGGCUUCCAGGAGCUGGCCCGGUCCCUGGAGCUCUCUUCGAUUCCGUUAGGAAAAACACUGCAGCCCUCCGCCCUCUGGCCAGCCCCAGACUGAGGGUUUUUAUAAAAAUUAUAAGACUGA
Messenger RNA from Panthera uncia (snow leopard), 3332 nucleotides. RefSeq names its product phospholipase C delta 1 (gene PLCD1). Gene Ontology annotation, molecular function: calcium ion binding; phosphatidylinositol-4,5-bisphosphate phospholipase C activity. NCBI's taxonomy places the organism in Eukaryota, Metazoa, Chordata, Mammalia, Carnivora, Felidae. The coding region runs from base 666 to 3056 and encodes 796 amino acids. The transcript is spliced from 13 exons. Gene Ontology annotation, biological process: lipid metabolic process; phosphatidylinositol-mediated signaling. The record is from RefSeq and is a predicted model, not a curated record.